This is a messenger RNA of Bombus pyrosoma, 9081 nucleotides long. It is a transcript of the gene bi, whose product is annotated as optomotor-blind protein. NCBI's taxonomy places the organism in Eukaryota, Metazoa, Arthropoda, Insecta, Hymenoptera, Apidae. Gene Ontology annotation, biological process: positive regulation of DNA-templated transcription; cell fate specification; regulation of transcription by RNA polymerase II. Gene Ontology annotation, molecular function: DNA-binding transcription factor activity, RNA polymerase II-specific; RNA polymerase II cis-regulatory region sequence-specific DNA binding. Gene Ontology annotation, cellular component: nucleus. The record is from RefSeq and is a predicted model, not a curated record. Bases 1523 to 3877 code for a protein of 784 amino acids. The transcript has 9 exons.
GCAUCGUGCGUCGGCUAGGUUGUCGUGGCAGGUUCCCCCACUAGGUGGCUGCACGAACGGUCUAAGGGGAAGGGAGGAGGAGCCCCUGCACCGUCUCAGUCUUCGCGUCGCUGCCCUCCAGCAUUCACGCCUCCCGCGUCCGUUCGGCGGCGCAGGCACACUCCGUUCCGUCUGUACACACGCACACGCGGCCGCCCCCCGUCUUCACGUAGACGCGCGCGUACACACGCCCUGAAUCCGGACGAGGACUUUAGCACACCAACACCUCCGCGGGAGGUGUGGGGGUGAGCCCCCAGAGGAGGUGUCAAUCCUAGCGCUGCUCAGUGACCAUCGCGGCGCCACCCAAGUAACACCUUUCGUCCGCUCUCCAGCCCCGACCGAGGCGACCAGCGCGCACAGCACCCGAUCACCGUGUCUCGUUUAGAGAGCCCUCUCUCUUCUCUCUUCGUCUUUUUGUCUCUCUUGCCUUGCGUUUUCGCGUAAGGAUAUCGGAAGCUAGUCCGAACUGUCCUCGUCCCCGGCCUGUGUCGUCCGGCCGUCGGACGCUGCUCCGACCCGACUCGUUCGUGUCGUUCCGCUCUCCCCGACACUGUUCGCGAAGACAACGACGAGAAGCAGGUUUCCACCCUAUUGGUCGCGUGCUCGCGUCGCGUCUCGCCGUGUCUAUCUAUCGCCUCGUUCGAACGCGGUUGAUAUUCGUGUCGAGGAAGUGAGUGCUCUGCGGAACUGGCCUCGAGUGGACAUCGGUGGACGACACAGUGAGAGUCAGUGAACAGUGAACGACACAAGGAUUUAACACGUCCUCGACGUGCACGUAUAGUGGUACUUGUCCGAGCAAUCGGUGUUUUGGGCUACGGUGUGACUCUGUCUAAGCGCCACCGCCGAUUCUACAGGAAGAUCUUUCCUCGGGUGAAUCGAGAAAGUGUGCUUCGUCGUGUUUCUCUGAGAUCCCCGGAUACGAGGUUCCACAGACAGCACGCGGCUUGAUACGUCUUGGAGAAAUUUUUUGGUGGUGGAUCGAAGCCUUGGCGGCGCUUCGAAGAUAACGAGGAAUCGCGAGAACGCGCAAGAUCCACGAGACGUACGAUGUCGAGAGGACGACUCGCGACGGACUUCGUGGGGAGUUCGCAGCGGGCGCGACGACAACGCAGCGAGGAUCUCGGCCUACGCUCCUGAACACCUCGAACACGUUGCUGCUAAACCGUCGACGAACUCGAGCAUGCCGAAGAAUCGACCACCAGAGACAUACACGACGGUCGACAACGUGGCAUCGCGAGGUUCAGUGAAAUCCAUCCCCAAGCAAGUGUAAAACCAAUCGCCAAGAUUUUCCACCAACAUUCCCAAGUGUAUCUGUGUUAUUGUGCGUGUUUGAAAUCCGAUUGUUUAAGUGUAAAAUCCGAGAUCGAUAGAAACGUCAGAAAUAAGAGAAAGAAAGGAAGGAAGACGUAUAAAAGGACGCCGUUCUCCGGUUUGAGUCACUCGAAGAGGAAUCUCGCGCGACUCGGCAGACCCGCCCGUCUCGAUGAGAUUCGAACAAGACACAGCGUGCAGGGGUACCCACUGCGCCAGCACUCCGCAACCCUCCGCGCUACAGCAGCGAUCACGGCUCGAGGAGGUGGUGGAGGAGGAGGUGGACUCCUCCGCGAAGGACAUCGAGGGUCAACGACGUAGACGCAGAGAAUUGGAGGCUAACGUGGUCGAGGGUGCAAACACGGGGCCGAGGGCCGAGGCGGGGGGGCCUGGGAUGGCGUACCCCGCGUCAGCGACGGCUCUGAAUCAGCACUCGGCCUUCGCGACCUCGAUCGCUGGCACGCCGUCCAGCAACCCGAACGGACACAUAUCCGGCGGCCACCUGCCGGCGCCGGCCGCCCCGCGACCGACGGACUUCAGCGUCUCGUCGUUGUUGACCGCUGCGACGACACAUCCGCCGAUUUUGGGUGGCUCGUCGUCCCAGGGAAGCGCGUCACCGCCACCCGGCGGACCGGGAAGCCCGGCCGCCGCGCCGGAAACACCGCCCCCGUUGCCAAGCCAGAGGGAAUUGUCGCAUCCGUCCUCUGCGGUGGCAGCGGCCAGCUACUUCAGCGCUGCCGCCCUGGCCGCCGCUGGAUUCUACAAUCCGGCGGCGCAUCUGCCAGCCACGAGUUCGCCGGGACCGACGGCGCAUCAUCUACAGGGAAAAGGGAUCCUGAGCAGUCCUCAUCAUCAUCCGCAUCUCAAUCCUCACGGCAUCACGCCGCCAGGUUUAGGCUUAGGCCCACAUACGCCCGAAGAAGCAGCUGUCCUGGCGGCCGCGGCGGCAGCGUUGCACCACCAUCAUCAGGGUGGUCCUGGUGGGCCUGCGAUGAGGCCACUCAGGCCUCCCCUACCCCCGGGGAUGUUGCACACCUCGCCACACCCUCUGGCACCGCAUCACCCCCUCGCAGGGCCUCACCAUCCCCUCGUACCUCCUCAUCAUCCUGAGGAAGACGGUGUCGUGGAUGAUCCUAAGGUAACCCUCGAGGGCAAGGAACUCUGGGAAAAAUUCCAUAAACUCGGCACGGAAAUGGUCAUCACCAAAAGCGGCCGGCAGAUGUUCCCUCAGAUGAAGUUCCGAGUUUCCGGAUUGGACGCGAAGGCCAAAUACAUCCUCCUGCUGGACAUCGUCGCAGCGGACGACUACAGAUACAAGUUCCACAACAGCAGGUGGAUGGUAGCGGGGAAGGCAGACCCGGAAAUGCCGAAGAGGAUGUACAUCCAUCCUGAUUCGCCGAGUAGCGGUGAGCAGUGGAUGCAGAAGGUGGUGAGCUUCCACAAGCUCAAACUGACUAACAACAUCAGCGACAAGCACGGCUUUGUAAGUACUACGAUAUUGAACUCGAUGCACAAGUACCAGCCGAGGUUUCACCUGGUGCGGGCCAACGACAUCCUGAAGCUUCCCUACUCGACGUUCAGGAGUUACGUUUUCAAGGAGACGGAGUUUAUCGCGGUGACCGCUUAUCAGAACGAGAAGAUCACCCAGCUGAAGAUCGACAACAACCCGUUCGCGAAGGGAUUUCGGGACACGGGGGCGGGGAAGCGCGAGAAAAAAAGGCAGGCGCUGUUGACAGUGUCAGGAGGCGGUUCCCGUCUAACAGCAGGUGGGCCAGCAUCCCCCGAGAAGCGUCGUUCUUCCAACUCGGUUAACGACCUCUUAGAUGACGAGGACAAACUUCUAGACGUCGUGGGACCCGAUACACCCCAUCCAGCGCAUCAUCAGCGCGAGCGCGAACACUCUCGCGAGAGGGACGAUCGAACAAGCGAAAGAGGGGAGGGUAGCGAGUCAUCGGGUUCCGAGAGCGGCGGUGGACCAGGUCCAACGGGUUCAGAAGGGCCUCGACCGGACGUGUCGGUUGGCCCACCGCUUCAUCCGCCCCUGUUACCGUACCUCUAUCCACCGGUACCUGGGUUAUACCCGGGUCCAGGGCCUCUAAUACCACCCAGUCCCCUGGGAAUCCACGGUGGAGUCACUCCAGGCAUGUUGUUCAACGCGCAACUGGCUUUAGCUGCGUCCCAGCAUCCAGCCUUAUUCGCCCACUAUCCUCAUCCCCUGGCCAGUCCUCUACAUCAACUAAAAGGACAUCGAUUCGCGCCGUACACCUUACCAGCACCGUCACACGGAUCCGCCUUCGAAACUGUCACCCCUGGUAGUAGGACACUCAGUCCAAGGUCUCCACCUCCAAGGCCUCCAACUAGCUCUCCCACACCAACGGCUGGCCUAACGUCGGGCGGCAGUUCAGCGGGUGAACUAAAAUCCAUAGAGAACAUGGUGAACGGCUUACAAGAGAAAAGGAGGCGUAGCCCUAGUCUAACACCCGGUGGACACAGGGGGGACGCGGACGCUGGCGGAGGGAGUCCGUGACAGGAGAACGAGCCCGUGACCAGCACGAACGACGACCCCGAUGACGAGCAGUUGGCCGAAACCUGCGAGCCUGAAGAGCUAUCCGGCGACGAGAGGGAGCCGGACUCAACCUCCGAGCCGUCGUAGCAGGGGAGAAGGUCGUCGGUCUCUGACAUCCUCCGUGCCCCGAUCCGGGUCGGUCCAUGGCGAGCCGGGCCCCGGGCACCUGGACGAGGGACGCUCGACAUAACGAAGUGCAAUUUUAGCCUGAGGACUGGCCGUGUGUUCGCCGGGCUCGAUCUUCCGGGACACCACGCCGUUUUCCUGCGAGUGUGUACAUAAAAUGGCCGGGAUGAAUCGCGCGGGGCCCGGCUUCUCCGCGCGUUGGACACUGCUUCAAGACUCUGCGACCGUUGCUGGUGUACAUUUCUGUUUACGGGGCACGAAAGGGUGGGACGAGCGUGGCUGAAUGGGGCUGAGACCUUACUACGUGGACGUGAGAGUUGUUUCGGGGCACAAUUUCAAGAGGAACUCUUCGAAUCACUUAGAGUGUGAGAAAACACUUUCGGGAUAUCCAAUUGUCUUGAACGAUUAGCUUCUUGACGAAGCCUUGAAAUGGCUUUCUCUGGUUGAUGGUCCUGGAAGGCUUGGAAACAAGUUCGUGCAGUGUCACUGGUUAUAGAUACAUUUGGUUAUUGUCGGAUCGAUUGUUUAGACACUGAGUUCGUGUGAAAGAUUCGAAGUACAAAAUUCUGAAAUUCCAAGCUUUCAAUGAUCGUCAAUUUUAUAGUGGUUGAUCUUUUGGGGGUUUCAAGAGAUGUCACGCUCGAAGUGUUUCGGAAAGUAUCUAGAAAGUCAUGAAUGUGUUUCACAAGGAUGGAAAGAUAAUAGCGUGGCUAGCGACAAUGGUUGCGUUCUACCCGCGUGCGUUUUAGGUGUAAGCGAGAGGGAGACAUUGCAAUACGAGAGCACCUCCUACUAUUUGCAGCCCCUGUACAUAUGUACCCUAGUGAUAUUAUAUUAUAUUAUAUAUAUAUAUUAUAUAUAUAUAUAAAUAACUACUCUCUCUCUGUAUUAAUUAUUGAAUAUAAUAUUAUAUUAAUUAUUAGAGAGACGUGAACGAAGCAUAAACGCACGCUACCCGAUCACGCCUCGACGCCCUCGGAAGUAGCGAAGGAAACGAAAAAAACAAACAAACCAUACAGAAAGUGGUGAAGAUGUGCAACAAACGAACGAUAUAAUUCGAAAAUAAAAAAAAGAUUCGACUCGCUAUUCGGCCGCGAAAAUCGCGUCGACGCGUGUUUUAGAUGAUCAAAAGUAAAAAAAAUCAAAUGAUCGAUCGUCGUCCUUCGAUUCGGAGCCUGCAUAGAGGGCACAACCGUCACCAGCCUCGUUUCAUGAACGUUUCCAAGCCGAAUCGAAACGACACCGAAAGAUUUCUCUCGAGGCGUUCAUCCACCCCAUCUCGACGUCGUUGCUUCGAAAAUGGAACACCACUCGCCCUUCCCAACCCUUGCGUCCCUCCUGUUUGUAUAAACGUUAGCGAUCGAUGUAGAUUAAUCGCGGGAAUUGUCGUAGAACAUCGAGCAAUCAGUUUCUCGAGAAUAAAAGUACCCAAGAACGAUGUAUAAAAAAAAAAAGGAAGAAGAAAUUCAGGACCUGUGUUGUUUCUGGAAGAUGAAAAUGCUCGCAACCCCAUCAAUUUCGUGUGUCUUCGUAAGUAACCCUUUGGUCGGUAACAUUUUUGAAUUCUGGUGGUUAUUUCGACCAGAUUAAUAUCGUACUGGGUGAAAAUUGGUAGAACUGCUUGGUUGUAGGAAGGGUGAUAGUACUGGUGGAUGUCUUAUCGGGGGUUGGAGUGCAAUUUGCGUUCUCGGAGCUCGUUUUCGUCAAUCGAUGUAUGUGUAAAUGUAAAGUUACUUUCUUCCAUGCCGACAAAGAGCUCCUCUCCUUAUUCCUUCGUUCUUUUCCUUACUUUUUCUUUUUUAAUGAGAAUGUAGCAACGGGACGGAUUGUAGUAUACGAUAUCAAAUUUUGUUGCUGUUACCGUGUAAAAAUGUGAAGUUUUGUAAUUAGUUUUGUUUAAUCCGCCUCUAGUGAUUAACGUUAUAGUUUGUUCCAGUUUUGCGAACUGUGGUUAACGGUAGUCGAAAUAUUAUUCCUAUGUAAAUGUCGUGUUCUGUAACACCACGCAAUGUUGCGAUUGUAUAAAAUAGUGAACUACAGCUGUGGUGGAUUUGAAGCGUCGCCAGAAUUAUUUUUCGAAGGGUCCUUCUCAUUUGUUUUUUUUUUUUUUUUUAAUUCUAUGAUAGAACAACUCGUGAUACCUCCGACGUGUUUUAUUGUAUAAAAAUGUGAAUACCUAUUAUAUCUCUGUUCCUACGUCUUUUUUUAAUUAAUUAAUGCUACUUUGCCAGUUACAAACUGUCAUUAUAAUGAUUUUUAAAAUAUUUUUUUCCUAUUUAAAAUUUUAAAUAAAUGCGUUAAAUGUUUCUCCCGCUCUCUUUUUCUUUUCUCUCUUUCCUUCAUUUAUUCUACUUUUUAGGGUAUAAAUUGCAUCCCGACGAUUUAAACAAAUUAAUCCAACACCAUCCUUCCUUUGACACUUAAACAGUUGACAUAGUGGCAAAUCAAAAAGUCUUGUUAAAAAUAUCAUUAUCGUUAGAUAAAAAAAUGUUCAUUUGAUCAAAUCUAGAUCAAAGGGUUAACAGCGUUAAGUUCACUAGACUUGACCGAUCGAGUUCUAUUUCCGCGACUGAAGCUCGUUUUCCUCGACACUUCCGCUGCUUAAAAAUCUAUAAUCUAUAAUCGUACUUACUAUCCAACCGAGAGAGAAAAAUUCAAAAUUAUACAAAAGUAGGGCUGUUUUAAGGAAAACGAGUGAAACGUGGCCACAUCUGUCGAUUGAAACGAAAAUGUAACUGCACAGGAAAUUUUGUAAGAGCAAAAUGUUGCUUCUUCGGCUUCAAAAAACCGAAAAAGAACCAUUGAAUGACAGCAUAAGAAAACUCGAAGCGAAAAUAUAAGAUUCGAGCGCAAACGAGGCUCGAAAGCGACGCGAAUGCAACGCGCAGUAUUGAUGCGCAAAUCAGGGCCGUAUCGUCGAGUAACGGGGCCCUACGUCAAGCUGCGAUCUUUCCACAAUCGAAGUUCCGUGAGAAUCUUGCUCAACCAUCAUCGGUCCCGUUUUGUUUAUCUUCGUUUCACUCCUGUAUUUUCAUUGCGGUUACUUCUCGAAGCGCGUUGCGUGCGGUCCUAUGUGCUUAGAAAGUAUGCGAGAGAGAGAAAGCGAGAAAGAAAGCGCGAGAGAGAAAGAAAAGAGAACACGUUGUCGAGAGAAAAGCAAUAAAAUAAAUGAACAAAAGGAAACAAAGAAACAAGUGUAACUCGAGGAGAAUCGAAACGUUCUAAACUAACACGAGAAUCCGUGAUAUUCCGUGGCUUGCAUUGUAUAUUGUACACCCAUCCAGCCCGAUCCUGCUACGCCCCUACCUCCCAGAAACGCCCUCCGAGAUCCACGUGACUAAGAAUUAUAUAUAUAUAUUAUAUAAUAUAUAUAUAUAUAUACAUAUAUUAAUUUAAAAAUACGACAUUGACUUUCUUCUCUGUAUUUUUUCACCCUAUAUCGUAAUUAAAUAUCUUUUCUUUGCACGGUGUACGAAGAACGUUCAUACACUUUAAGACACGGCUAAAAGGAAAUACUUUGUAACUAAAAAGUAUAACAGAUCGAUUAACGUCAUCAUGACGCUCCGUUACGUCAUUAUCUCCGCAAACAUUCAAUUUGAAUCAGCUCAAAGAGUUUCAUUAUUUCGAUAAUUAGACCUCGCCUUGACCGACCACUUUACUUCCGUGUAAAUUCGAUCCGGUGGUUUUUAUUAAUUUUCGAUCGAGCUCGUACGCCAGGUGCACGACUGGACUCGUGUAAGGGUGAGGUUAAACGAGAUCGAGAACAGAAAUUUACCGAAGAAGCUGCUCCGGGGCUGCGUUCCGUAACGAGAGAUCACCUGAUACAGCGGCUCCGGUGAACCGGUUACUUUCAACGGGUUGCGUUCUAGGCGGCCAAUCCAUGUUUUCUUCCCGCAAAAAGAAUGAGACGAUAAUCCACGAUAUCGGAAAUCUAUCAGGUAAGCUGACCUAUAUAGGAAUCACGGACGAAGGAGAAGUUUCAAAGUUGGUUAUGCGCGCGAACGAGUCAAGCGAAUGUGUACCACCUGGCGUCGGAUCUAGUAAUCACUGUUAAUCACGUGAUCGAUCUUUAGCGUAAGUAGCGUAAUAAUCGUUGUAGCAUCGCGGACACGGUCAUUCUCCGCAUACUAUAAAAUACGGCGGUGAAAUAAAUAAAAUCGGGGCCAUUAAAAAUCGGUCCCCCAGGGGGGGCGAGUCUCUUAAUUUUUCCGCCGCGUCCGCCAUAAAAGCUAACGACUUAAUCGCACGUGAACGUACAAAUUGCGUGAUUGUAUAAUUAGAACCGGCCGGGAUCGUGUAAGCGGGCAUUUUUGUCGUCGGAAACGUGCGGCUCCACGGCUACCUUUUUCUUCCUACCACGAAAUAUCGCGGCCACGUUGUAAACAAGCUGCCUACGUAAAUGGAGUUUUACUGUAAAGGAUCAAAUAACGACGGAGACAGUCCAAACCGGAAGUAACCAACAGAAGCAGAUACAAAGAAACAAAUGAAGUGGAACGAAGUAGGAAAAACGUUAUAGAACUGGAGGAACGAAAAGAUUUUCCACGUUGGUGUCGCAACGGUUGGUACGGUUGAAAAAAAAAAAACGCAUGGACUGUCGGACACGUCGGUGAGAAUAUGGCGAUAAUCUCUCGGGCAGAAACGAGUGGCAGUCACGGCAAUGCCUAAUCUGGAAAAUCUACGAGCCGUGACAUUCCAUUUUCAUGGUCAAUUAAUGCAACGCAAUCGAUUCACCGCCGCCGCUGACACCGUUCCAAUCCUUUCACUCGUGUCUCCCGCUGAUUUUUUACCACGGCCAGAGGCGAUAAUUGCUCGUCCAAGUUGUUGCCUAGUUCCAGCUAAACGGAAUCAAUUAACGAACGGUGAACGCGAACACGGGAUUACUUCAGCGUUCUUUCAUUACCGAUCUCUGUGAUUUAGACGUCGGUUAAGUCCUGGUUAAAUAGAACUUGAUUAUAGAUUAACUUGAAUUAAGUGCAAAUUAAUCUCUGCCGGAACGAGCUUAUUAAGGUGAGAAAAUAUAAUUAUUUUUUAUCUUUUAA